Molecule: messenger RNA, 321 nt
Organism: Cyphellophora attinorum
Lineage: Eukaryota; Fungi; Ascomycota; Eurotiomycetes; Chaetothyriales; Cyphellophoraceae
Exons: 1
Coding region: 1-321 (106 amino acids)
Source: RefSeq, a predicted model, not a curated record
AUGCACAACCUGAUUCUCAUCGCUCCACUCAACAUGAAAGAUCAUGGCGGUCAGAAUGCACCAACCGGCAAGCGCCGACGCGACGAGACUUGUGCGCACGCGCAACAGCAGGCAGACCGCGCAGAUAAUCUCGAAGAGGGCGGCGGGGAGGCGGAGGCGGGACGAGACGCCGUAUGCUUCCAUCUAUGUGGCGGUGGCAUCUCCCGAAGUGAUCUUGCCCAGUGCAGAGAUGAGAAAAAGGGCUGCAGCUCCGAGGGUGGCUGCGUGGUGGACGAUUGGGAACGAAAUGGCUUUCAGGAAAAGCGUUUCAUGUUUGGAUAA